Messenger RNA from Nelumbo nucifera (sacred lotus), 1904 nucleotides. Lineage: Eukaryota; Viridiplantae; Streptophyta; Magnoliopsida; Proteales; Nelumbonaceae. The record is from RefSeq and is a predicted model, not a curated record.
UCUUCGGCCUUGUUUGUGAUCGUCACCAUAUCAACCCCAUCGUCUUCAGUUCUGAAACUCUUGGUUUGGUUGUCUAAGCAUCGCCUAUUCUAGGGUUUUGAGAUCUAAACAUCUCCGAUGGGGGUUGUGAUCGAGACCGUCGUGUGGGAACCAAAACCUCUCUUGCAUAUCUUCCUCUUCUGCUCCUCUUUCUUCUGUGUCUUCCUUCUCCCCUGUAUGUCAACGAUCUCUAACAGAACUUCCACUUACCUCGAUCUUGAUUCCUUUUCCACCUCGAUCCCAGCUUCAUUUCUUCGUUUCCAGAGAAGUUUCCUGCUCGUAUAUUCCCUUGCUUCAGUAAUGGAAGGUCUGGAGUCCAUAUAUGGGGAGUUUGAGUAUGCAUACUAUGGUCUGAGCAAGGAGCACAUGGUGGUAUCUCUAUGCGCUGGAUCCGUUGCUUCUCUCCUCAUCGGCACUUCAUUGGGCAUACUUUCUGAUAUAAUAGGUCAAAGGAAAGUCUGUGUGCUAUUUUGCUUCCUUCACCUCGUGGUUGGCUUCUGGAAGAGUGUUAGCAGGCAUCCAAGUGUUUGGAUGGCAAGCAUAUGUCUGUCUCUUGCUUCUUCCAUAUUUUCAUUUGGUUUUGAGACAUGGAUGGUAGUCGAACAUGAUAAGCUAGGCUACAGGAAGGAUUUAUUGAAUGACACCUUUUGGCUAAUGGCCUUCUAUGAAUCUGCCUCUCUUAUUGGAAGUCAAGCGCUUGCAAAUUGGCUUAUCGGUGGUAAUUUGAAGAGAAGUGUUACUUUUCCUUCUACUGCUAUUGUGUUCUUGUCAACAAUGAGUAUUAUCUAUAUAAUUAGGCAGUGGAAAGAAAGCCCACCAUUAACAGCCAUAGAGGGCUAUAAGGCAUCCAUCUCUGCAUGCUUUCGUGGUGAUAAGAGGGUAUGGUUUUUGGCCUGGGCACAAGCAUGCCUUCAAUUCUCCGUUGCAGUCUUCUGGAUUCUCUGGGCACCGACUAUAGUGGCAGAUGGCCGAGAAGUAAAUCUAGGGAUGAUAUAUCCAUGUCUUCUGGGUGCAAGAAUGCUUGGGAGCACAACAGUUCCUUGGUUCUUUAGUGGACCAUCACCUGUUCGAACAGAGGAUUGCCUGCUUUUUGCAUUCCUUACCUCAGGUUUUGUCUUGUCUAUAGUUGCUUAUGAUUAUCAGGAUAUUGGGUUUUUGGUAACUCUCUUUUGCUUGUUCCAUGCCUGUGUUGGCCUGAUUUUACCUUCACUUGCAAGAUUGAGGACCAUGUAUAUACCAAAUGAGCUGCGUGGGGGGAUGAUAAGCCUGUCUGCUGCUCCUGCAAGUGCAGUGGUUCUGCUUGUUCUGAUCCAAAAAGGAUAUUACCAGAACAUUGGGAAUGCGGUUGUCAUGGCAUUUGCUGCUUUUGGGUUGUUCACUGCAGCUGGUUGCAUGCAUCUGCUGAAGAGGUGGGGAAAGCAACCUCACCAUGAUGUACAUAAAUUAGGCUGAGGAGAACGAGUGGGGUAAAAGCUGGAAAAUUAUUUUUGCCCAAAAAGGUCAAGAAGAAAAAAUGGUGUACAUACCAGUAUAUUUCUAAUCAAAUUUAGAAGCGCAGCAGGACAACCAAUUUAUGCCAAUUGAGGAGCUUCCAGAACAGCUUUCAUGCUGAGUGUACAUAUCGUACUUUUUGACUCCCAAGAGGCCAUUAUGAGUUAUGACGUUCUUCAUUGAUCAGAAAACUUGCACUGGACUUAUCAGCCUCUAUGUGACCAUUUCUUUUGUAUUUACCUACUCUAUUAAUUUUUGUUCUGCACCCCAAGCUCUUGGGAGUAGAGCAGCCCACUUAGUGAUUGUUAGAGCUAAUUACUGUAGAAACUGUUUAUAUGCAUGAAAAACAGAGGCCUAGAUAAUUUGUCAGUGCA